Messenger RNA from Penicillium maclennaniae, 1368 nucleotides. Its product is annotated as Sec1 family protein. The transcript is spliced from 4 exons. Gene Ontology annotation, biological process: intracellular protein transport; vesicle-mediated transport. Lineage: Eukaryota; Fungi; Ascomycota; Eurotiomycetes; Eurotiales; Aspergillaceae. Gene Ontology annotation, cellular component: CORVET complex; fungal-type vacuole. The record is from RefSeq and is a predicted model, not a curated record. The coding region runs from base 1 to 1368 and encodes 455 amino acids.
AUGAUGGCGCCCUUGGGAGAUGCAGACCACUGUCGUGACAAGGCCCGCAAAGACCUGCUUGCCCUGCUCGAAGGCGCCAGGGGCAAGAAGAACCUCGUCAUCAGUCAGGAGCUGGCUGGUCCGGUCGGCUUGUUCGUCAAGUUCUCGGUUCUCCAAGAAUAUGGCGUAGAUCGCGUGUUUUUGCUGGAAAAUGCAAACAUCGACUCGUCCCAGCGCAAUGUCGUCUUCCUCGUUCGUGGCGAGAAGGCGCAGCAUGUGCGCACGGUGGCUGAACAGGUCAAACGUCUACGGAAUAAUGGAAAUGUUGAACAUGAAAUUACCAUCAUUUUCGCUCCCCGGCGAACACUGGUGAGCAAUGCCGUGCUGGAAGAGGCCGGCAUCAUCGGAGAUAUCAACCUUGCCGAGCUCCCACUCUACUUCUUGCCCUUAGAACAGGACAUAUUGUCAUUAGAGUUGGAUGAUGCUUUCAGUGAUUUGUACCUGAACAAGGACCCAGGAUGCAUAUUCCAUUCGGCAAAAGCCCUGAUGGGGAUCCAGCAGAAGCAUGGCUACUUUCCUCGCAUCAUCGGAAAGGGCGACAAUGCACGUCGCCUAGCUGAUCUUUUGCUACGCAUGCGAAAAGAACUCGAUGCUGAAGAGAGCUCUGGCCUCUCAGACCCGUUCGCUCGAGGCUUGCUUCCGAGUGCAGACACAGAAAGUCUCAUCAUAAUCGACCGUGAUGUUGAUUUUGGAACUCCGCUGCUGACGCAGCUAACUUACGAAGGUCUGAUCGACGAGUAUGUCGGCAUUAGGAAUAACCAGGCCGAUGUCGACACCAGCAUUGUAGGACAGGCUCCUGCGCCGCAGUCCCAAGAGUCAUCGAAGACACCCCAGCAGUCCAAACAAGCACUGAAAAGAAAGAUCCAGCUGGAUGCGUCUGACACAUUAUUCAACCAACUCCGAGAUACGAAUUUUGCCAUUGUGGGUGACAUUCUUAACAAGGUGGCUCGUCGCUUGGAAAAUGAAUACGAGACCCGGCAUUCAGCCAAGACCACAAAUGAGCUUCGAGACUUCGUCAACAAGUUACCGACCUAUCAGCUAGAACAUCAGAGUCUUCGCAUUCACACGAACCUCGCAGAGGAGAUCAUGAGACUCACCCGUUCCGAGACCUUCCGCAAAGUAUUGGAAGUCCAGCAGAACAAUGCUGCUGGCGCUGAUCCCACUUAUCAACACGAAACGAUCGAGGAACUGAUCGCACGAGACGUCCCGCUGAAAAGCAUCCUUCGUCUGCUUUGUCUUGAGUCCUGCAUGUCCGGUGGACUCCGCCCCGCGACCUGGAGAACUUCAAGCGCCAAGUCGUCCAGGCGUACGGCCACCAACACCUUCUAA